This is a messenger RNA of Notechis scutatus (mainland tiger snake), 2876 nucleotides long. Lineage: Eukaryota; Metazoa; Chordata; Lepidosauria; Squamata; Elapidae. The record is from RefSeq and is a predicted model, not a curated record.
GAGUAACCGGCCGUCUCGAAAGCUCCUUUCGCCCGAGCCCCGAGCGCACUUUCUCCGCUCUCGCUUCCAACCGCAUUGCGUGGAUCGGCAACUCCGGACCGCUUUCUUUGGGUGCUCAACGGCCGUUGCCCGCUUUCGCCUUUCCUCCACCCGGGAGCGCACAGAGACAGCUACCUCCGCCCGGUCGCCGUCGCCGCCGACUAGGACCGGGUCCCUUCUUGUCAUCGCCAUGGGAGCCAAACUUCUUCUGGCGCUUUGCACCGUCGCUUCCCUGCUGCAUGGAGCCACCACGGCAAGACUUCCUCAAGUGCAGGACCCAAAGGUCACUGCCCCCAUGAUUCCAGAUGAUGGCACCAACCAGUUCUAUGCUACGUACGACAACCACGAGUGCAAGAAAUGUCCACCAGGAACUUUCGUCCUUAAGCCUUGUACUGUCCCCAGAACGGAAGGGACUUGUCAACCCUGUGAGAACAACACAUUUUCCAAGCUGCCGAAUUCCUUCAAAUCCUGCUUUGCUUGCAAAGUCUGCAGGAUUUUAGAUGAGGUAGAAAUAAAAAAGUGUACUGCAACCACCGAUACCAUGUGUGCUUGCAUGAAUGGUACCUUCUGCCUACCUGACCAGCCAUGUGAAACUUGCAUUAAAUGUAUGACAAGCUGUGGUCCUGGAGAAAGAAAGGUAAAGGAUUGCAUGCCUACAAGUGACAUCCAAUGUCUUCCUGAUGCUACCUCAUCACCUCCAACAAGUUCCCCUGGACCAGGAGAUCAUGGAUUGGCCUGGCUUGUGAUUCCUGUGGUUGCUGUGGUGGUGGUUCUGGGCGUGGUAUUGUAUAGGAAAAGACCCACAACCUUUAGAAAUGCUUGCACGGGUUUCUGGAGCCGCAAGAAGAGGUCCAGUCCAGAGCCAAGCGAAGAACGCGACAACAUGUUGAACAUGCAGAGGAACCAGAGAUCCGAAAUACUCUCGCCAAGGGGUAGCACUGCCAACGGACAAGCACCGGAAAGAAUGACCCCAUUAACAGUUUCCUCUCCAUCGGAGGUAGGUCGAGGACAUGCAGCAAUGAAGAAAUUAGUUCCUGUAAAUGGCAGGAACUCAACAGAAACUCUGAGUCGGUCUUUUGACAUCUUCAUCAACAAGGUGCCCCCCAAGGACUGGAAGAGGUUCAUGAGGCUCCUCAAGUUGACCGACAAUGAAAUUGACUCAGCAGAAAAAUCUUCACAAUAUGGGAAUGAGCAGCAUUAUCAAAUGCUAAGGACCUGGCUGGACAAGAACGGCCAGGCAGCCACCUUGAGUGUCCUUCUGGACGUGCUCAGUGGCAUGGACUUAAAGGGUAUUGCGGAAGAAGUCACAUCAGUUCUCAUUGCUCAACAUUUCUAUGUGUACGAAGAGUAGGUUCUUGGCUCCUUCUUGACCAUCUUGAAAAAUGAGAAGGAGUGGCUAGCUUCUUCUCACCAGGGCAUAUAUUGUUUACAUUUUAAACUAAACCAGCACUGCCUUUCCCCAAGAAAGUGUGUUUUUUUAAUUUAAAUAUUGGUAGCUAGGACUGUGCUGGACAUUAGACUCAAAAUAUGCUUUCAGAGAAGAUGUGGAUUAUGGCAGCGACAAUCGCUCCCCUGUCCUUACAGAAAUUGUGUCCUUUCACAAACUUUGCCAGGUCACCAUUUAAUCUCAGGAAAAUACACCCUGGAGUUAAGGAGGUGCCAAGCCGUUGCUUAGAUUUUGUGCUUUGGGCUCACUUGGCACUUCCUUUCUUUAUUCAACCUGGGUUUUCUAAGGAUGCACAACUUCUCUUUAAGCCCCCUCCCCCCCAAAUCAAUUUCUUUAAUUUGGCUUUUCAGAAAUUAUCAAGUAUUACUACACCAGUGUUGUUUUGGACGCUGUUCCGUUUUUUUCAGUACAAAUGAUGUUUUUUUUCCCCCCAUGAAAGUUAUUUUUGAUGGCCAAAUUGAUCUUUUUCAAUUAUCAGUAUAAAUUCUGUAUUUUUUAAAAUAAUAAUAAUUUGUCUUAGGCAAAUUUGGAUAGCCUUGGGGGGGGGUCACAUUUUUUUGAAUGUGAUGUGAACAAAAAGAGUUUAAUCAUCUUUGUACAUGUGUAUAAAGUGUUUGCUUUUAAAUCCUGCUGCUAUUCAACAACAAAAGGAACCUCCACAAAUAAGAACAAUCCUUUCACUUGAUGGGGCUAGUAUUUCCCAUUCUGUUGACACUGUGAAGUUUCUCAUACGUUUUCUGCUGAAUUGAAUUCUCCUGGGUAGAAAAUGUCAAACCUUCAACACGGAUUUCUUGUGUCUACGUCUCUGGGUGCUGCGUAUAGAGGGGAGAAAUACUCCAUCCCUUAAUUCAAUACAGCAGGGGUCCCCAGCCCAUGGCCCACGACCCACUAGUAGGCCGUGGCCUAUUUGCAACCGGGCCACAUAUGAGUGGUGUGCUGGUGUGUAAGAACCUGGAAAGGUUGAGGUACGCGGCAAUAUAGUAUAUUAUGGAGCUCUCCUUAAGAGAAUUUCUUCUGCAAAGACUGGAAACAUUUUCUCUUCUUUUUAAUUCAGGGAAAAUUAAUUCUUUCAAGAAAUGAAAUGCUAUGCCCGAAAUUAUUUUCCAUCUCCUUUGGAACAUUUCUGUAAAGAAAGGAUUGUUCUUAAUAGCACUAUGGAGGUCUCUAGGAAUCUCUUUUCGUUAGGAAAUUUGAGAAGAGAGGACAGAAGGAUUUCCAAUUACUUGUUUACAGUUUAGCAUUAAUGCGCAUUCUACAGGGCAGGAUCCAGAUCAUCAGCAAGAGAAUUAACUUUUUAAAAUAGCCUGCUAAUUUGAGUUCCUUAAAAAUAUGUGCCUGUAUUUGCUGCUGAAAGGUCAAAAUAGGGGCAUUAAAAAAAGAAAAGUGCUGA